Molecule: messenger RNA, 3882 nt
Organism: Aspergillus nomiae NRRL 13137
Lineage: Eukaryota; Fungi; Ascomycota; Eurotiomycetes; Eurotiales; Aspergillaceae
Product: ABC transporter ATP-binding protein
Exons: 5
Coding region: 1-3882 (1293 amino acids)
Biological process (GO): transmembrane transport
Cellular component (GO): membrane
Molecular function (GO): ATP binding; ATP hydrolysis activity; ABC-type transporter activity
Source: RefSeq, a predicted model, not a curated record
AUGCCGAGCCGCGACCUUGGAGACCAGCACGCGCCUGUCCAGGCAGGCCGAAACGCCACGCCCGCGAACCCUCCCUUGAACCCAGUCGGCCCAGCACCGGCAGAUGCAGACAGAAAGGAGGAAGAUGGUGAUCCGUUCAAGCAUCUGUCUGAGCACGAGAAGGCCAUCCUCAAGAGACAGUUGGAUCAGCCCGCCACCACCGUCGGUUAUCUGACGCUGUAUCGUUAUGCGACACGAAAUGACAAGAUCAUCCUGGUCAUCGCCUCGCUCGCAGCAAUCGUCGGCGGUGCACUCAUGCCUCUGAUGACCGUCCUGUUUGGAGGUCUUGCAGGCACCUUCCGCAGCUUCCUACUGGGCGACAUAGGUGAAGGCCAAUUUACCGGCGACCUUGCCAGAUUCUCUCUCUACUUCCUCUACCUCGCUGUCGGCGAGUUUGUGAUGGUGUACUUGGCCACGGUCGGUUUCGUGUAUGCUGGUGAACACAUCACGGCAAAGAUCAGACAGCAGUUCUUGGCCGCCAUUCUGAGGCAGAAUAUUGCCUUUUUCGACGAGCUCGGCGCGGGUGAGAUCACCACAAGGAUCACAGCAGACACCAAUCUUGUCCAGGAGGGUAUCUCAGAGAAAGUGGCAUUGACCUUGACAGCCGUCGCCACCUUUGUGGCCGCGUUCGUGAUUGGUUUCGUCACAUACUGGAAGCUCACGCUGAUUCUGUGUUCCACUGUCGCUGCCAUCGUUGUUACAUUGGGCGCCGUGGGUUCGUUCGUCGCCAAGCUCAGCAAGAAAUACCUCGCCCAUUUUGCUGCAGGAGGGACGGUUGCGGAAGAGGCCAUCAGCUCGAUCCGAAAUGCGGCUGCCUUCAAUACCCAAGAGAAGCUGGCUCAACGAUACGAUGGGUAUCUCGUCGAAGCUGAGAGGUCCGGGUUCAAGCUCAAGUCCACCACCAGCUCAAUGUUUGCUUUUCUCUUUCUGUACAUCUACCUCAACUACGGACUGUCUUUCUGGAUGGGCUCCCGCUUCCUUGUGGAUGGGUCCGUUGGAUUAUCGCAAAUCCUCACUAUUCAGAUGGCCAUCAUGAUGGGGGCUCUUGCCCUCGGGAAUAUUACACCCAAUGUCCAGGCCAUCACCUCGGCCGUCGCCGCAGCCAACAAGAUCUACGCAACCAUUGAUCGUGUCUCUCCUCUCGACCCUACAUCGACCGAGGGGCAGAAGCUGGAGAAACUGCAAGGCAAUGUGGAACUGAAGAAUAUCAGACACAUAUACCCUUACCGCCCCGACGUUGUUGUAAUGGAUGGUGUGAGCUUACUGAUCCCCGCAGGCAAGUCUACUGCGCUUGUUGGGGCUUCAGGCUCUGGAAAAAGUACGAUCGUCGGGCUGGUUGAGCGUUUCUACGAUCCUGUCGGUGGAUGCGUACACAUCGACGGCCAUGAUAUCAAAGACUUGAAUCUACGCUGGUUGCGACAACAAAUUUCACUGGUGAGCCAAGAGCCGACAUUAUUCGCUACGACGAUAUUUGGCAAUAUCAGGCACGGUUUGAUCGGAACACCGCACGAGCAUGAGUCCGACAAAGCAAUUCGUGAGCUAGUCGAACGUGCUGCGCAGAUGGCAAACGCCCACGACUUCAUUACCUCCCUUCCCGAGGGCUAUGACACCGACAUUGGCGAACGAGGGUUCCUUCUUUCAGGAGGUCAGAAACAACGCAUUGCCAUUGCUAGAGCCAUGGUCAGCGAUCCUAAGAUUCUGCUACUUGACGAAGCAACAUCCGCACUCGACACGAAGAGCGAGGGCGUUGUGCAGGCUGCAUCCGACAAAGCUGCUCAGGGACGAACCACCGUGAUCAUUGCUCACCGACUGUCUACUAUCAAGAAUGCGGACAAUAUCGUGGUGAUGUCCCACGGACGCAUUGUCGAACAGGGCACCCACGAUGACCUUCUCCAGAAGAAAGGCGCUUACUAUAACUUGGCCGAGGCUCAGCGAAUCGCGAUGAAGCAAGAGUCUAGAAACCAGGAUGAAGAUUCCAUACUUCCUGGAACCAAUUACGAUUUACGGCGACUCGAUUUCAAGAAAGGUCGCUACAGCUUAGACAAAGAGGAUCAGGGAGAAGACCCUGAUGCACUUCAGGUGGACAAGACACGACCAGAAAGGGCCGCAUCCAGGGCGACACCUGCGAAGGACGGAGAAGAGGACAUUACUGAUAACUAUACCUUGUUCACGCUCAUACGGUUUAUCGCUGCUGUCUUCUUCGCCAAGUGCAUUACAGCCCUUUCGCUUCCUCUUUCAGAACGCUCUGAGAUACGUCGACAAGCCAACUUCUGGUCACUGAUGUAUUUGAUGCUCGCCUUUGUGCAGCUGCUCGUUAUCAUCUGUCAGGGUACUGCGUUCUCUUACUGCGCAGAGCGACUUACCCAUCGGGUUCGCGACCAAGCAUUUCGAUAUAUCCUCCGGCAAGAUAUUGCCUUUUUCGACAAACGUUCCUCUGGUGCUCUUACUUCUUUUCUAUCCACUGAGACCUCCCACCUGGCUGGGCUGUCUGGAAUUACUCUGAUGACGAUUUUAUUGAUGGUCACCACCUUAAUUGCUUCCUGCGCCAUUGGUUUGGCCGUAGGGUGGGAGCUUAGUUUAGUGUGUAUGUCCACCAUCCCCCUACUUCUCGCUUGUGGGUACUUCCGUUUGGCCAUGCUGGUCCGACUCGAGAAGGAGAAGAAGAAAGCCUUUGAACAGUCUGCAAGCUAUGCCUGCGAGGCCACUUCAGCCAUCCGAACCGUAGCUUCCUUGACCCGUGAGAGCGACGUUUGCAAUCACUAUCAUGAACAGCUCCUCUCACAAGGCCGUAGGCUAGUGUGGUCGAUUCUCAAGUCAUCCAUUCUUUACGCGGCAUCUCAAUCGCUUCAAUUUCUUUGCAUGGCUCUCGGCUUUUGGUAUGGAGGUACCUUGUUUGGCCGACACGAAUAUUCUAUGUUCCAAUUCUUCCUGUGUUUCAGCGUAGUCAUUUUCGGGGCGCAGUCUGCAGGGACCGUCUUCAGCUUUGCACCGGAUAUUGCCAAAGCCAGACACGCUGCUGCUAGUCUCAAGGCUCUCUUCGAUCGGACGCCGGAAAUCGAUAGCUGGAGCCGUGAUGGGGAGAUGGUCCAGAGUAUAGAAGGCCAUGUCGAGUUCAGAGAAGUGUACUUCAGGUACCCGACGCGACCAAAUCAGCUCGUUCUGCGAGGUCUCAAUCUGCACGUCAAGCCCGGGCAGUACGUUGCGUUCGUCGGAGCUAGUGGAUGUGGCAAGUCCACUGCAAUUGCCCUCGUAGAGAGAUUCUACGAUCCAGCUCUCGGCGGUGUCUAUGUCGACGGCAAAGAUAUCUCGUCAUUCAACAUCAACAAGUACCGCUCCCAUCUGGCACUGGUCAGCCAAGAGCCAACGCUCUACCAAGGCACCAUCCGCGAGAAUAUUAUGCUGGGUACGGACCGCGACGACGUUACGGAAGAUGAAAUGGUGCAAUGCUGCAAGACCGCCAACAUCUACGAUUUCAUCAUCAGUCUGUCAAACAGCUUCGAUACCCUCGUUGGUAGUAAGGGCAGCAUGCUGUCAGGCGGCCAGAAGCAACGUCUUGCAAUAGCGAGAGCAUUGCUCCGCAACCCCCGAAUCCUUUUACUGGAUGAGGCCACUUCGGCUCUCGAUUCAGAGUCUGAAAAGCUCGUGCAAGCUGCCUUGGAUACCGCAGCGAAAGGCCGCACGACGAUCGCCGUGGCGCAUCGUCUCAGUACGGUGCAAAAGGCAGAUAUGAUCUAUGUCUUCAACCAAGGCCGCGUCAUCGAGUGUGGAACCCAUGCUGAGCUGAUGCAGAAGCGGUCGGCAUACUUCGAGCUUGUCGGCUUGCAGAAUCUGGGCGAUAUGUGA